UAUAGUAAAUCCUUAGUAAUAGCAUUGCGGAAAUAGUCCCCCUAAUUCUCAGGAGGAAUAGAGCAAACUUUAGUUCAUCCUAUUCUGUCGUUACAGGGCAGUAGCUUUACACUCUUUGAAAGCAAAACUCACCUGCCCUAACAUUAGCAGCUUUGAAGACAAGAGCCAGCAUGCUCCACCUCUGCUUAAAAGGAAGCAAGCAUUUGGGGGUCAAUUCGCAGCAGGCGUUUCAGUGUUGAAAAUGUUCUACUUAUCCCAGGCCAACCAGAGAAGGAUGUUUCUUUUCUAUUUUUGACUUUUAAGAAGCCUAUCGAGCCUCUGUUCGCAAUCCCCACCAAAGAAAAUGUUAAUUGGCUAGGUUCUGAGUUAAUCUCCCAGUGGCUCCAUUCCCAGAAUAUAUCAACUAACUUUUCCAAAUAAUAUAUUUAAAUUGCGAGAUUGUCUGAGGAAGACGAAGUUAAACCAUGUGGCCUAGAAUUAAUAAUGGUGAUCGUAUUUUAUUUGUUAGAAUCUCAAAGCAGUGAAAAAGCCAUAGAAUCUCCCUAGAAUCAUAGAAAUGUAGAGCUAGAUUCAGCUCUCUGAUUUGCUUUGUUGAUUCAGUUCAGGUCCUCCUUAUGAAAUCCUAUCACUAGCAUAUUCUAGGAGAAAUCUUCUGCUCAGGAUAGGACCUAACACCGUUUAGGAGAUAGUGGAUGCAUUUGAAAGCAAUCAACAGCCAAGGAAGGCAGUGGACAGGGUCAGAAUUUUUGUGAGGAUUUGUGCAUUUGAGAGCUUAAGCCUUCCCACUUACGGCUUUUACACCUUCCCACUUUUCUUUGCCUUCUCUUGGAAAAUGGGCAGGAAACUGUGCCCCUGCAGUUUGUAGUUUACUGCUAAAGUCCAACAGAACCAUCUUCAAGGCUUCUGAAAGCUGAAACAUGGAUUUGAGGCUGCACAGAUCCACAGAUAGAAGUUGCAGUAAGCUGUACGAGGCAAUGGUUUGAUGUGAGAUCUAGCAGCUUCCUGUUUCAGCGUUCUUAUGCUUUCCAGUCUGAGACUUUUUCCGGUUCCUGCUUUAAUAAGGGAGCAAUGCUACUGAAGCAAAUGAUGGCAAUAUGUGUUUUUACUACCUUCUGAACUGUAUUUUGGUGCUGGCCUAAGAAUAUGUGGCUGGAGGAUGCAUUUUAUUUUGUGCCAAGACUUACUCCUGAAUGACAUGCGCAGAGAACAGGCAGUGUAUGGUCUGAAAUAACAGUUGGCAAACAUGAACUGACGGGGCACAAAGUUGCGGUGAAGAUCUUGAACAGACAGAAAAUUCGCAGUCUUGAUGUUGUGGGGAAAAUCCGCAGAGAGAUUCAGAAUCUGAAACUUUUUCGGCAUCCGCACAUAAUUAAACUAUACCAGGUUAUCAGCACACCAUCUGAUAUUUUCAUGGUGAUGGAGUAUGUUUCAGGAGGUGAACUGUUCGAUUAUAUCUGUAAAAAUGGAAAGCUUGAUGAAAAGGAGAGUAGACGUCUGUUCCAGCAAAUUCUUUCUGGUGUGGAUUAUUGUCAUAGGCACAUGGUGGUCCAUAGAGAUUUGAAGCCUGAAAAUGUACUGCUUGAUGCACACAUGAAUGCCAAGAUUGCCGAUUUUGGUCUCUCAAAUAUGAUGUCAGAUGGAGAAUUUUUAAGAACGAGCUGUGGUUCUCCUAACUAUGCUGCUCCAGAAGUAAUUUCAGGAAGGUUAUACGCAGGGCCAGAAGUAGAUAUCUGGAGCAGUGGUGUUAUUCUCUAUGCUUUGUUAUGUGGAACCCUUCCCUUUGAUGAUGAUCAUGUGCCAACACUUUUUAAGAAGAUAUGUGAUGGUAUUUUUUAUACGCCUCAGUACUUAAAUUCAGCAGUAAUUAGUCUUUUGAAACACAUGCUACAAGUGGAUCCUAUGAAGAGAGCUACAGUGAAAGAUAUAAGGGAACAUGAAUGGUUUAAACAAGACCUCCCCAAGUACCUCUUUCCUGAAGAUCCUUCUUACAGUUCAACUAUGAUUGAUGAUGAAGCCUUAAAAGAAGUCUGUGAUAAGUUUGAAUGCACAGAGGAGGAAGUGCUAAGCUGCUUGUAUAAUCGCAAUCAUCAGGAUCCUUUAGCGGUUGCCUAUCACCUCAUUAUAGAUAACAGAAGAAUAAUGAAUGAAGCAAAAGACUUCUAUUUAGCUACAAGCCCACCAGAUUCCUUUCUUGAUGAUCAUUUUUCCCGACCUCAUCCUGAAAGAGUGCCAUUUUUAGUUGCUGAAGUACCACGGUCGCGCCAUACACUUGAUGAGCUAAACCCACAAAAGUCCAAACAUCAGGGGGUCAGAAGAGCUAAAUGGCAUUUGGGAAUUAGGAGUCAGAGUCGGCCAAAUGACAUAAUGGCUGAAGUUUGUCGAGCAAUCAAACAGUUGGAUUAUGAGUGGAAGGUUGUAAAUCCAUACUACUUGCGUGUUCGGAGAAAGAAUCCAGUAACAGGCACGUAUUCCAAAAUGAGCCUGCAAUUAUACCAGGUGGAUAGUAGGACUUAUCUACUGGACUUCCGUAGCAUUGAUGAUGAAAUUAUUGAAGGAAAAUCGGGGACUACCACUCCCCAGAGGUCAGGCUCUGUGACUAAUUAUAGAUCUGGUCAGAAGGAUUCGGACACUGAUGUUCAAGGAAAACCAUCUGAUGCGUCUCUUACCUCUUCAGUGACCUCUUCAUUUGACUCUUCUACAACUGAAUUAACCCCAAGAUCAGGGAGCCACACAAUAGAAUUUUUUGAGAUGUGUGCAAAUCUUAUUAAAAUACUUGCACAAUGAUUUAUAAGAUUGGCUUUUUUUUUACAGCAAUAAGCAUGCCGAAAAAGAAAAAAAAAUCAUAGUCAAAUGCUUCCAAUUAUAAUCAAGUUACAGUUAACUUUGGCACUGAGAAGACUAGCCACAUUGCAAUUUGCACAGGAAUUGAACUUGCAUUUAGAAGCAGUCUACACCUCAUACUGCAUCCUUCCCAAACCAGACGUUUUCCAGAUGAUGUAUUGGCCAUUCUGUCUGAAGAUUAGAGAGGGCACAUCUGGAGGCUUCCAGGUCAGGGAAGGCUGUCUUUAAUGUAAUGAAGCAAAGUAUGAUUAGAUAGUCCAGUGGUAUGAUGUGCAGGUAAAGAACAGUAUGUUUUUCAUUGUGUACCAUUAGGGCUUCAUGGAGUUUGACCUUUAUAUGCUGAUUAUAUAUUCCUUUUACAGUACAAGUGCUCACUUGCAAGAUCAAAAGGUGACUUUUGGAAACUGUCUUUGCUUAUAUUCUGUUCUGUCAAAAAAAGUGUUUCCCCUGUCAAACAGCACUUCAAGCAUCUGGCACUUACCCCAGGUUUUCAAUAGCCAGUGGUGCACUUGAGUGGAAAAGACAAAAAAAUGGUACCCUGCUUUUACCAAUUCAGGGUUAGGCCUGAAAAUGAUAAUACCAAAUAUAAUAAUGUUCGGUUUAAUUCCGUGAAGAAAAAGGCAGGGUCUAAAAAUAGAGUUUUCUCUAACAUCUGGUGCAUGUGACAGAUUUCAGAAGCACUUUGUAAAUGGUGAGGGGUGUUUUAUUGUUCCAACCUCGGAAGGCAGUUGGAAUUUAUAAUGCAUGUGCACAGCCUCCUUCCAUGAGUCUAAGCAGAUGGACCUUAGGGAGGAUUCAUGAGAGAUGGGUUUUUCCCCCACCACAGCACAGCUGAUCUGUGAGAAUGAUCAUGUGCUUCACCAGAUUGCAACUCUGCAGGUUCCUUGGCCCAUGCCGGGAGCCAGGAAACAGUUUUCUGCAGCUACGAUGGGAUACGGAUUCUGCACCUGAAUCUAAGCCCAGUGCUUCUGUGGCUGAUAGGAUAGCCCAAACUGGUGUAUCCCAUUCUCGGAAUCAUGCCCUGCCCUGCCUGCCCUGCGAUUUCAGUGGCUCCUGUUUUCACAUAGCUUUCAUACAGAUCUCUGGUAGAUAACUCUUCCAGUAAGAGUGACUGGGAUUUUGCCUGUGUUGCAUAAUUGCUUUUUUUACACGGCUUUUGUAUACUGAAUUAAGAUUUCUAAAAGUAUUGGAAGAUGAAGUAGCUUUGGUUUUGUUUUGAUACGUAUAAAACUUAACUGGCUAGGUCAGAAAUGAGUUGGCUGCCACAAAUGAAAUGUGUUUCUGGUAGCUUAUUGAAAGACUGCUAGAGAGAAUCUCCCACUACCCCCCCCCCAAAACCCUUGGCUUUUUAAAUUAAACCUAUGCUAAAGAAGGCUUGAUUUGAACUAAAUUAACAUUGGAGAAUGAUAUUGAAAUGGAAAUACUGUAUCAUAUUUCAACAAUUCUUAUUCAGUUUGGACAUCGCAUUUAACCAUAAUUAGCACUGUUUUUUUUUUUUUUUUUGGCAUUCCAGUUAAGAUUCCAAAUGUAUAAGCCCCGUUCAAAUGAGAUGAUAAACCAGAUUCUUGGAGAAUUGUGUUUCAUUUAUGAGUUGUAUUUUGCUGUCCUGUCUGUUCCUCUUUGCUAUCACAACUGCUAUAACAAACCAAGAUGUUCUUUUUUUCUUAAUUUUAUUGUCAGAACUAGGAAUUCUGUUCAUUUGCCCAAAAUAAACAGGGUUUCUCUUUUAGUUAUAAUUCUUGAGACCCUCAGUUCAUGUGAUUUAUUAGCUAAAUUGCUCCUGGUUUCUUUGUUGGUUGUGCUGAUGAUGUGGAAGAAAGAGGGAUUCUGGCAUAUUGUUCCUUGCUGAUCAGCCCACAGCGAAGAUAAUAAGACAGCAGUCAGAGUUUUCAACUUAAAAACAGAACAGUUGCUGAAAUUGCCCUAGAGAUGGCUUUCUUUGGCACAGGUGUUGCACUUUAGUCAGUAAUGCCAAUGCACUGAGUGAAAAUUUCAGAACCCAGGCGAAUCCUUAACUGUGAUUUUGGUAUGCGUAUGGUUAAGAAAAAAAAAGCCAUUAAUACGUGAUUAUGUAUUAAUAGGACAUGUGGUUAGGUUUAUAUAUCAUGCUAUGGCAUAGUCCCCGGGUUAAGAACACCUGGGUUACAGAUGAUCCAUAGUUAAGAACGGAGCCUAUUGUAGCAAAAUUCGAGUUAAAUGCACA
Molecule: messenger RNA, 5044 nt
Organism: Python bivittatus (Burmese python)
Lineage: Eukaryota; Metazoa; Chordata; Lepidosauria; Squamata; Pythonidae
Source: RefSeq, a predicted model, not a curated record